AUGAGUCUUCCCAACAAGCUCAAGAAGAGUCCCCGCGACUCGUUUGUCUCGAGCCAUUCACGCAACAGUUCCUCAGCCGCCGCCCCGCCACCUGCGUAUGGUGAACAGCAGACCGACGGCCCGUCAAACGAGGCCCCUGCCUUGCCACCAGACUUCACUUCCCGCCUGCAGAGUCUCAACAUCGACCCGCUUCGUAGGCAAGCUGUGCCUGCUGCCGACGAGUGCAUCGUUCACCUCAAGCUGCUGGAGGCCUUCUACAACCUCCGCCAGGAUAUCGAAACCACCGAGGGUAUCUUUGGCAUUGCUAGCCCCACGCCCGCCACCGCCGCCCCGCAGUAUGAGAAGAAGGCUCUCGACCAGGAUGCUAAGGCCGAGGAUGGCGCCGUCGACGAGGAGCUGAAGCACAAGAUCAAGCAGGUCCGCGAGAAGAGAUGGGCAGUCUACGUCUCGCGUGCCGUCGAGCGUUACGAGCAGUGGUUCCUUGAGCGCAUCCCCAAGCUUACCGGCGGCGAGAUGGUGGGCCCCAUGUAUUCUACAAAGCUGCUUGCAGACUCGACGCUGCACGAAACAGCCGGCUCCCUGGGCGAGCGACUUCGCAAUUUCUUCCCGGAGAAUCUUCCUCCGCUUGACGUCCUCAUGGUCUGGCAUGCACACACGCUCAACCCCCGCAUCUUCUUCGAGGACUGCUUGCGUUAUGGCUGCCUGGACUUCUGGGCUACUGGUCUACCCUGGGCGGACAUCAAUACGUGUAUCGACAACACUACUUUUGAUUACGAUGUCGGUGAGCCCGUGAAGGCCAUGUGGAGGCGCAGCGCUCAACUCUCGUGGGAUAACCUGGAUGAUCCGAUUGACAAGGACCUGCGUUGCCCCUUCUGCACACAAGCUACCUUCUUGUCCGUUCCGUGGUCACGCGGUGCGGGCUUUCCCUACGGCCCCGAUUCGGAGUUCGUUCCUGGAGAUGGAUAUUCUGACGGCAGCUUCGCCAAGACUUGCCCUAACUGCAAGUGUACUAUAACACAUGACACCCUUGAGGUGUGGCAGUUUCGUCAAGACAUCUCACGUCUCAUGAGGGAAGACGUGCCAAUGUGCGGUACCAUUUUGGAUAACAUGGGCCGGCCACCAUACCGCGGAAAGAAGUCAUUCAACCCCCCAACCUUCUUUGCUAGUGGCUGGAUCAAACAAUCCCCGAUUCACAUAAAGCUGCUCGAGGCCACGGACUUGAAGCGCGACCCUAGCGCGAGCCUCGACUCAGUGAGAAUCGUUUUUGAAGAAGGACUGUCCCAGAAGAACUUGACGUCAACAUGGAGCUCGGGCCCUGGGGGUCGUCCUACCCCGCGUGAGCUCGUGUCUGUCCGCCGAAUGAUGUCUCGCUAUUGGAAGAACCAUUCUGUCUUCGGCAUCAACCUUAUCGGCGCAGUGAUUCGGCAAGGAACCUUCAUCGAGAAGAUGCACAACAUCGGCUGGCUUUUCUCGCCGACGGUCUACUCCACCUCUGAACGCCUGCUCAAGAAGUAUAAAAACUUCUUCAGAAUCAUGGCAGCUCACCCCAAAAAGAUGGCCGUGCCGACCCUCGACGUCGACCUCGCCUGGCACACGCACCAGACGCUCCCCUCCAACUACUACAACUUCUGCCAGACCAUCUGCAACGGCGUCUUCAUCGACCACGACGACAAGGUCGAGGAGGCCAAGCUGGACGAGUCGUUCGAAUGGACCAGCAAGACGUACCAACGCAUGUUCGGCGAGCCCUACUCCGAGUGCACCUGCUGGUACUGCGAAGCCAUCCGCGAAUCCCACACGUCACCACUGUCCCGCCUCUUCAAGACGACGAACCAUUCCGCCUCGGCCUCGCUCCACGAAGCCGACGGCGUCGAGCACCCCAGCGACCCGCGCUCGGGCCCCCACAUCUCGUCGCACAGCUCGGUCCGCACCAACAACAGCUACGCCUGGUCGGCGGCGCGCCGCUCGCACCUCGAACGCGCCUUUGCGGCGGCCGUCCGCCGCGCUAAGAAAGAAGGCCGCGAGCCCCCCGUCCGCGAGGAAUACUACGCCGCCCAGGCCAACACGCACCUCGACAUCGGCGACAAGAAGAAGAAAAACAAAGACGACCGCAACUCUUCGAACGCUUACUACUACGGCGCCGCCUGCGCCCCCUUCAUCGGCUACGCCUACGGCCCUUACCCGCUCGGCGGCGUCGGCUACGUCGGCGGCAGCGACCCCGGCUUCGCCGAGACGGGCUCGGGCUUGUCGGGCGGCUGCUGCCAGGGCACCUGCGGGGGCAUGAUUGGCGCCGGUGGCGGCUGUGCGGGCGUCGGGGGCACCUGCGGUGGUGGGGGGUGCGGCGGUGCGGGUGGGUGCGGAGGUGGUGCUAGUGGUGGGUGUGGAGGGUCGGGUGGUUGCGGCGGUGGGGGAGGAGGGGGUGGUGGUGGGUGUGGUGGUGGUGGGUGUUGA
This is a messenger RNA of Lasiodiplodia theobromae, 2448 nucleotides long. RefSeq lists its product as uncharacterized. Bases 1 to 2448 code for a protein of 815 amino acids. Lineage: Eukaryota; Fungi; Ascomycota; Dothideomycetes; Botryosphaeriales; Botryosphaeriaceae. The record is from RefSeq and is a predicted model, not a curated record. The transcript has 2 exons.